This is a messenger RNA of Hibiscus syriacus, 583 nucleotides long. Its product is annotated as cyanate hydratase-like. The transcript is spliced from 4 exons. The record is from RefSeq and is a predicted model, not a curated record. Gene Ontology annotation, molecular function: DNA binding; cyanate hydratase activity. The coding region runs from base 40 to 534 and encodes 164 amino acids. NCBI's taxonomy places the organism in Eukaryota, Viridiplantae, Streptophyta, Magnoliopsida, Malvales, Malvaceae.
AGCCACCGAACACAAAAUGAAGAGGAAAAAAAAGAAACAAUGGAAGGCAGCCAAAGCAAAGCCAUAAUCAGCAGCCGCCUGCAAAUCAUAAAGCAAAAAUCAGGAAAAAGCUACAAUCAAAUAGCAGAAGAAACCGGCUUAACCAACGUCUACGUGGCUCAGCUCCUCAAACGCCAGGCUCAGCUCAAGCCGGAAACGGCGGAUAAGCUAAGGGCAGCCUUGCAGGAGGAGCUUCUUCAUGAGAUCAUGAAACCACCCUUGCGGUCAUAUGAUCCUAACCUUAUCCAGGAACCCACUGUUUACAGGUUGAAUGAGGCGGUGAUGCAUUUUGGUGAGAGCAUAGAGGAGAUUAUUAAUGAAGAAUUUGGCGAUGGGAUCAUGUCUGCUAUAGACUUCUACUGCUCCGUUGACAAAGUUAAAGGCGUGGACGGGAAAGACCGUGUUGUCAUCACGCUCGAUUGGAAGUACUUACCAUACUCCGAGCAGAAACCUGAGCAUAUGGUUUCAAGAUUAAAGCAGCAGCAACGAAGCUGAUGAACAGUUUGAUGAUGCUGUGAUGUGCAACUUGGAGCUUCUUGUUGAA